Molecule: messenger RNA, 978 nt
Organism: Recurvomyces mirabilis
Lineage: Eukaryota; Fungi; Ascomycota; Dothideomycetes; Mycosphaerellales; Teratosphaeriaceae
Exons: 2
Coding region: 1-978 (325 amino acids)
Source: RefSeq, a predicted model, not a curated record
AUGGCCAACCUCAUCCGCAUGCUUUUCGGCGUGCCACCUAGUGUGGUGCUGUUCCCAAGUACUCUGUGCUCGGAAAGCAGACCUCAGCGGGAAGUCCAGUACGAGUUCUGGAGGCCUGAUGAUGGCGAUCCUCCGCAGGAUCGUCUCAACUAUGCGGCACCGAUCUAUGAGCAAUUGGCACUGACAGGACCGCUGCCGCAAUGUUUCGUGCAGUACCUGGGCAGGAUCAAUACUUGCUACAGGGUGGAACGUUUUGAACCAGGGCCCAUGCCGUAUGUUCUGCCCAAAGCGGAGGAAGCCGAUCGAAUCCUCGCCUUGUAUCAGCGCUGGGCUUUGCAGUCUCUUGCAGCCUUGAACUUCAUGCACGACCGAGGUAUCAUACUGAAUGCUGUCGACAGUUCUUCGCUAUGGUUGCGCAACGAUCUCUCUAUCGCCAUAGCCAACCUUGUCGAUGCUGGAUCUGUACAGCUUGGAAUCGAGGCUGGCAUCCAGGGCUGCAAUACGAUAGACUCACCGUGGCGGCAUCAUCCGAUUUCAUUGAACAACACAGCGGGAGGUAUAUACGCUGGGCACGUUAAAGUCGAUCUCUUCGACUGGGCGACAAUGGUCUAUGCCUGGUUUUCGCAUGGCAGAUCUCCUCUAGACUACGACAUUCAUGCUUUACAAGGCCAACAAAAUACCGAAUAUGAGUACAGGCUGCUACUGGAGAGGCAGAACCUGGUCUCGCUGCUUCAGUAUCAUCAGUGGCCAAUACUCGACGACUCCAUACUCGGCCCGAUCUUGCUUGGGGCAUGGCAAGGUCAGUACGAAAAUACUGCUGCAGCUCUCCAAGAUACUCGAGCCAUGUUGCAAUCCUGCGGGAGACGUUUAGCCCCUGGCACAGAAGGUGACAUUGUAGGAUUCGGCUGGCCUGACGCUUUCGAGUUCGUCAAAGAUAAUCACGGACGAAAUGCAAAACUUCGCUUGCGAGCUGGCUGA